AUGGAUAGAAAGCGAAGAGAUUUUGGAGGAAGAUUGUGGAUAAUGAAAAAAUUGUCAUAUGGAAGAGGAUAAUCAGUAAUUUUGAAGUUUGCCUAUUAGAUGAAAAGAAGGGACUAGCAAGGAUAAGUAUUGAAGAUAUAUGACAUGCACUUUGUGCUUAUACAAUUAUAAUUGAAGCAAUAUGUUCAAACUCCUGCCCAUCAAGUUUGGACCUUGAUUUACACAAAAGCCGUCCACAAUGACAUACUAUUAUUAUUAUUAAUCGUUAUAAUCAUUUUAAUGAAUAGUUUGGCUAAUUUUAAGUUAUUAUUAAAAACACGUAAUUCAAAUGAUUUAUACAAUUUACAUUACAAUCUUAUAAAUUAUUAUACAUUAGAUUUCUAUCUCUACUGA
Paramecium octaurelia is the source of this 393-nucleotide messenger RNA. The record is from the annotation of a GenBank genome assembly. Lineage: Eukaryota; Ciliophora; Oligohymenophorea; Peniculida; Parameciidae.